This is a messenger RNA of Capsella rubella, 2471 nucleotides long. RefSeq names its product ethylene response sensor 2. Gene Ontology annotation, cellular component: endoplasmic reticulum. Gene Ontology annotation, biological process: signal transduction. NCBI's taxonomy places the organism in Eukaryota, Viridiplantae, Streptophyta, Magnoliopsida, Brassicales, Brassicaceae. Bases 303 to 2210 code for a protein of 635 amino acids. The transcript is spliced from 3 exons. Gene Ontology annotation, molecular function: protein binding; phosphorelay sensor kinase activity; ethylene receptor activity. The record is from RefSeq and is a predicted model, not a curated record.
CUCUCUCUCUCUCUCUCUCCUCAAAACGUAAAUUUACUCGCAGACGCAGAGAGACAGAGACAAAGAGAGAGAGAGAGACAGAGACAUUGAGACUUCACACAAAUUUUACUCCCAUAGAGCUCUCUCUCUCUCUCUCUUUCUACAUUCUGAUGAGCUUCAUGAGAUCGAGGGAGAGACAUUCACAGAACAAACCCACAAAGUGUUGAGACUCGUUUCCUUCGUAAACUUUUUUAAAAGUGAGAUUUUUUUGGCUUGAUCGUUUUGUUUAAGACUAGUUUACUUGCAGGAAAGAGCAGUAAUCGAUGUUAAAGACAUUGUUAGUUCAAUGGCUUGUGUUCUUGUUGUUAAUCGGCUCCGUCGCCGCCUCCGGGGAAGACGACGAUAGCUUGUCGAUAUGCAACUGCGACGACGAAGACAUUUUCUUUAGCUUCGAGUCAAUCCUCGAAUCGCAAAAAGUCGGCGACUUUCUUAUCGCUAUCGCUUAUUUCUCGAUCCCAAUCGAGCUUCUCUACUUCGUUAGCCGCACCAAUGUGCCUUCACCGUACAAUUGGGUCGUGUGCGAGUUCAUAGCCUUCAUUGUUCUCUGUGGCAUGACCCAUCUCCUCUCUGGUUUCACCUACGGCCCUCACUCGUCCUGGGUCAUGACAGCUGUCACCGUCUUCAAGAUGCUCACUGGGAUCGUCUCUUUCCUCACCGCACUCUCGUUGGUCACUCUCCUACCCUUGCUCCUUAAGGCUAAGGUUCGUGAGUUCAUGUUGAAUAAGAAGACUAGAGAGCUUGAUCGUGAGGUUGGCAUCAUUAUGAAGCAGACUGAGACCAGUUUGCACGUUCGUAUGCUCACUACCAAGAUUAGGACAUCUCUCGAUCGCCACACGAUCCUGUACACGACGCUUGUGGAGUUGUCCAAGACUUUGGGGCUCAAGAACUGUGCGGUUUGGAUCCCCAAUGAGAUCAAGACGGAGAUGAAUCUGACGCAUGAGUUGAGACCUGAUGGUGAGAAUGUGGGUGAGUUUUCAAUACCGAUUACUGAGUCUGAUGUUGUGAGGAUUAAGAGAAGCGAAGAGGUCAAUAUGUUGAGCCCUGGCUCUGCGCUUGCCUCCAUGACUAGCCGAGGCAAACCAGGUCCUACGGUUGGGAUAAGAGUCCCCAUGCUUCGGGUUUGUAACUUCAAAGGUGGAACACCUGAGGCUAUCCACAUGUGUUAUGCAAUCUUGGUUUGUGUGCUUCCGUUGCGUUUGGCCCGGAACUGGACUUAUCAAGAGCUGGAGAUUGUUAAGGUUGUUGCUGAUCAAGUGGCGGUUGCCAUCUCUCAUGCCGUGAUUCUUGAAGAAUCUCAGCUUAUGAGAGAGAAACUCGCGGAACAGAACCGAGCGCUUCAGGUGGCAAGGGAGAAUGCGCUGAGAGCUAAUCAAGCCAAGGCUGCGUUCGAGCAGAUGAUGAGUGAUGCAAUGAGGCGUCCUGUGCGGUCCAUUCUCGGGUUGCUUCCUUUGAUAAUUCAGGACGGGAAAUUACCUGAGAACCAGACGGUUAUCGUGGAUGUGAUGAAGAGAACCAGCCAGUUACUUUUACAGCUUGUAAACAACGCUGGGGAUAUAAACAGCGGGAGAAUGCGCGCUGCAGAGGCACAUUAUUUUAGUUUGCAUUCUGUUGUGAAGGAAACAGUUUGCUUGGCGAGGUGUUUAUGCGUGGGGAACGGUUUUGGUUUCUCAGCUGAAGUUUAUAGAGCAUUGCCUGAUUACGUAGUCGGCGAUGAUAGAAGGGUGUUUCAAGUGAUCUUGCAUAUGCUUGGGGUUUUAGUGAACCGCAAGAUCAAAGGGAAUGUGACUUUAUGGGUUUUACCAGAAAGCGGAAACUCACAAGUAUUAGAGAGGAAAAAUAACCAAGAAGCGGUUUGGCGACAAUGCUAUUCCAAAGAAUACAUCGAAGUUAGAUUCGGAUUCGAGGUAGCUGCAGAAGGUGAAGAGAAUAGUAGUAGUAGUGGUAGUAGUAGUAACCUGGAGGAGGGAGAGGAGAUACAAAGUCUCGACAUCUGCCAAAAUAUUGUAAAGUACAUGCAAGGGAAUAUUCGGGUUGUGGAGGAUGGUCUAGGUUUGGUGAAAAGCCUGUCGGUUGUUUUCAGGUUCCAACUCCGGCGAUCGGUAAUGUCGCGGGGCGGUGGAUAUUCUGGAGAAACGUAUAAAACCUCAACUCCGCCAUCUACUAGUCACUGAUCAUUGGGGUGGACUGUAGUAGAAAAGAGACCUAAGGGUGGAAUCUGAAAAUUUGUAAAAAUAGUAGGGCGGAUUGAGAUAACAGAGAGCGAGAGGCGCAAAACGUUGUCGUUUGGUUGUAAGAAAGUUAACUAGGUUUAACCUAUUAUCAUGUAGGCAAAAGCUAUGGUUCAGACUUGUUACUUGCUGGAUAACAGAACUGAAAGUUUUUUUUUUAAAAAGGUGUGUCCGAGGAUGUUCUUUUUUAUGUUUGUUGUCUCA